Messenger RNA from Pseudomassariella vexata, 678 nucleotides. RefSeq names its product glutathione S-transferase domain-containing protein. Gene Ontology annotation, cellular component: cytoplasm. Lineage: Eukaryota; Fungi; Ascomycota; Sordariomycetes; Amphisphaeriales; Pseudomassariaceae. Gene Ontology annotation, molecular function: glutathione binding; glutathione transferase activity. The record is from RefSeq and is a predicted model, not a curated record. The transcript has 2 exons. The coding region runs from base 1 to 678 and encodes 225 amino acids.
AUGCCAGCUUUUACUCUGUAUGGCGCUCGCGGUUCGACCAACACGGACCGUGUCCGCCUGACUCUCGCCGAAGGUGGCUUCACGGAUUACGAUCUCGUGCUCAUCAACCUGCAAAAAGGGGAACAAAAGUCUGAAGAAAACAUGAAACGUCACCCGUGGGGUAAAAUACCCGUCGUCACUUUCCCCGAUGGCUUCAUUAUCUACGAGAGUCGCGCAAUCUGCAAAUACCUCGCGCGAAAGUACUCGUUCCCGCUUCUACCCCCGGACUCAGACGUCGAAGCUACGGCGCUGUUUGACCAGGCGCAGUCGGAAGAAAUCCUCUAUUUCGCCGACCCUGCAGGUAAAAUCGCAUUUGAGAAAUUUGGCAAGAGAUUCAUGGGCCUGCCUCCCGAUGAAGUCGUGGUCUCAGGUGCACUGCGGUCGGUCGAGGCGUUUUUCGACGUGGCAGAACGUCUCUUGCAACACAAAGACUACAUGGCUGGGAAGAACUUCACUCUUGCGGAUAUCUACUACAUUCCGCUGAUCCAGAGACUUUUCGCGAGCGGGUAUGGAGACGUCAUCCUCAGUCGCAAAGCCGUGAGUGCUUGGUGGGACCGCGUCAUCAAUAGGCCAGCCAUAUCAAAGCUGUUGGCCGCUGACAAGGAGGCUAUGGCUGCUGCGGCUGCCGCACGUAAAUAG